AUGUUGCGAUCAGGUAUCGUUGGUACUUUCGCUGCGGCCAAGAAUGCACUGCCGCACCACAGACGACAAGCCUUGCAAGCAUCAAGGACAGCGCUCUCGCAGCCACGCAUAUCUUGUCAAGCUCGAGCCCUUUACAAAUCCUCUCGCCUCUCACGCGCAUCCGACCCCCCACGAACACCAUCCUCGAAAGAGGCAGCUUUCUCUUCGCCGCAAGACACGACUGCAAGCAGCAAGCCAGUCGAUGCCAGACCCUUCAAGAAGCAGUAUCCACCCGUCCGCCCACAACCCAAACCCAUCAACUUUGAUCAACCUGCCAUUCCAAACCCUCACGAGACGGCUGCAGCACAUGCCAGAUUUCGUCGUAACAGCCGCCGUGUUGGUGGCGCUGCCUUGCUAGCCAUCGUAGUGGGUGCAAUUGCGUAUCAGUUCAAGGACAAUAUCCAUCUCGAUAGUUCCCAAUUUCCUAUCAAAGGCUUGCAGCUGCCACACGAUGAGAUGGAACGACAGGUACGAGAGGCGCAGAAAUCGCAGGCAAACGGCGCCAAUUUUGCCCUGCUUGCCCUGACCCGCUCCACCACCAUCGCGAAAGCCGUCGCCCUCUGUGUUUGGGAUUAUCGCUCCACAUUGAGCAAGAAGUAUGACUCUCGUGCCGAAGAAGCCGAGGACCUCCGACAGUGCCAUUUGCGCUCCGCUCAUCGCAUCUUGACCGCUUUGCAGACAAACGGUGGUCUCUACGUCAAGCUCGGCCAGCACCUUUCGGCUAUCAUCUUGCUUCCCGUCGAAUGGACGUCGACGCUUCGUCCCCUUCAAGACCAAAAUACUCCCACCCCACUCCCCGAGCUCGAGGCCAUGUUCAGGACAGAGACCGGCAUGAGCUUCGACGAAGCUUUCAGCGAAAUCGACCCCAAACCCAUCGGUGUCGCCUCUCUGGCUCAGGUGCAUCGAGCCGUCGAUCGCAAAACGGGCCAGCAGCUCGCCAUCAAGAUGAUGCACCCCGACGUCGAGCGCUUCUCCGAGGUCGACAUGAAGACCGUCACCGUGCUCGUCAAAUGGGUCAAGCGUCUCUUGCCCGAAUUCAGCUUCGAGUGGCUCGCUGACGAGAUGAACGAAAACAUGCCCCUUGAGAUGGAUUUCCGCCACGAAGCACAGAAUGCGAAAAGAGCUCAGGAUGAUUUUGCCGGCUACCGUACCACUUCGGUCUAUAUCCCCGAGGUCAAGUACGUCUUCAAACGUGUUAUGGCCAUGGAGUUCAUCGAUGGUCGUCGACCCGACGAUCUGCGCUAUCUUUCCGAGCACAACAUCGACCGCAACCGCGUCAGCCAAGAGCUUUCCCGCGUCUUUUCUCAGAUGCUCUACCUCCACGGCUUCUUCCACGCAGAUCCUCACGGCGGCAACGUCCUGAUCCGACCAGCUCGGCCUGGCAGUCGGUCACGAUACAACUUCGAGGUCGUCCUUCUAGACCACGGCCUCUACUUUGACAUUGAUCCGGAUUUGCGCGCAAACUAUGCUAGGUUUUGGCUCUCGCUGCUCAAACGUGCCAGCCCUCAGGUCACGGCCGAGCGACGCAGGUAUGCCAAACUCAUUGCCAACAUUGAUGAUGAUUUGUACCCCAUCUUGGAAAGCGCCAUCACUGGCCGAGCGGGCUUAGAAGGAAGUGAUCCAGACAACCCUCGCGGCGUCAAGGACCGUUCUCGAGCUGGCAGUCUGUUGGAGAUGGAAGGCGGAAGCAAGUUCUCCGACGAUGAGCAGGAACACAUCCGCAAGACCGUCAUGGAAAAGGAGGGUCUCUUUGUCUCGAUCCUCGAGCUCCUCCGCCGCCUGCCACGACGAAUGCUCAUGGUUCUCAAACUCAACGACCUCACGCGCUCCCUCGACGCCAGCUUGCACACCACGCACGGCUCCACGCGACCUUUCCUCAUCGCUGCACGGCUCUGCGCUCUUGCCGUGUAUCGAGACGAUCUCAAGCAGCUCAGGGAAAAGCGCAACAGCGGCCGCGCAAGCCUGCUCACCUCGCUGUCGCUGUGGAAAGACUACUUCCGCGCGUGGUGGUCGUAUGUUUACUUCUACCGUGGACUCGCCUUGAUCGAGAUCGCAUCCGACAUCCGCGCAAGGUGGACAAAGAUUGUUCAAUUUGGAUCCAACAGAGUGGGCAAGGGAGGAAGUGCAGAAAAGGCCAAGAGCGCCGCGGCUGGGUUGCAGGAUCAAGCUGAAAAAGAUCAGCGCGAGGGUGAAGAUCGCAAGCGUGCACAGCUUGCUGUCGAGAAGGAUCGAUGA
This is a messenger RNA of Sporisorium graminicola, 2274 nucleotides long. RefSeq lists its product as uncharacterized. The transcript has a single exon. Gene Ontology annotation, cellular component: mitochondrial inner membrane. The record is from RefSeq and is a predicted model, not a curated record. Bases 1 to 2274 code for a protein of 757 amino acids. Lineage: Eukaryota; Fungi; Basidiomycota; Ustilaginomycetes; Ustilaginales; Ustilaginaceae. Gene Ontology annotation, biological process: mitochondrion organization; lipid homeostasis.